AGCGGUGGGCGGAGACUGGAGCCCGAGUCUGGGGUCCGCGGCGGCACUUGGGGGCCGUGGCUGCGCGCGCUCAGAGCCCAUGCUUUGAAUCACUACAAUGUCCCCACCUUGCCAGAGCUCUCUAGUGUGCACCUACUGUGUGCAGAGCUCUGUGCAUGCAUUGCCCGUGUCCCUCGUGACACUGUGAGGGUGUUUGCAGCAGGCAUGUCAGAAGAUGAAGCUGCUCAGCCCCACAGAACAAGCUUGUGGGAACAGAAUCACCAGAACGUGGUGCAGCGCGUGGUGGCCCUGCCGCUGGUCAGGACCACGUGCACCGCUGUCCUCGAUGCUUACAGUGCGGCUAAGGACAGGCACCCGCUGCUGGGCUCCGCCUGCCGCCUGGCUGAGCACUGCGUGUGCGGCCUGACCACCCGCGCCCUGGACCACGCCCAGCCGCUGCUCAGCCACCUGCAGCCCCAGCUGGCCACAGUGAACAAUCUCGCCUGCAGGGGCCUGGACAGGCUGGAGGAGAAGCUGCCUUUUCUCCAGCAACCUUCGGACACGGUGGUGACCUCGGCCAAGGAUACGGUGGCCAGUGGUGUGACGGGCGUGGUGGGCCUGGCCGGCCAGAGCCACCGCUGGAGCGUGGACCUAAAGCGCUCCAUGAGCCACGCUGUGGACGUCGUGCUGGGCAAGUCAGAGGAGCUGGUGGACCACUUCCUGCCCAUGACCGAGGACGAGCUCGCGGCCCUGGCAGCCGAGGCUGAGGGCCCGGAAGUGGGCUCCGUGGAAGAGCAGAGGAGACAUCAGGGCUACUUUGUGCGUCUGGGCUCCCUGUCAGCGCGGCUCCACCACCUGGCGUAUGAACACUCCCUGGGGAAACUGAGGCAGAAGAAACACCACGCCCAGGACACACUGGCCAAGCUGCAGGAGACGCUGGAGCUGAUCAACCUCAUGCAGUGCGGGGCGACACCCACUGCCUCGACCCGCCCUGGGAAGGUGCACGAGCUUUGGGAGGACUGGAGCCAGCACUCCCCAGAGAAUGGCCGCCGGCGCCGCAGCCAGGCAGAGCUGGAGACGCUGGUGCUGUCCCGCACUCUGAUGCGGGAGCUGCAGAGCACAGUGGACGCGCUGGAGACCAGCGUGCGGGGCCUGCCCCCGGGCGCCCAGGAGAAGGUGGCCGAGGUGCGGCGCAGUGUGGACGCCCUGCAGUCCGCCUUCGCCGAUGCCCGCUGCUUCGGGGAUGUGCCGGCCGCCGCCCUGGCCGAGGGCCAGGGCAGUGUGGCCCGGGCCCACGCUUGUGUGGACGAGCUGCUGGAGCUGGUGGUGCAGGCCGUGCCGCUCCCCUGGCUGGUGGGGCCCUUCGCGCCCAUCCUCGUGGAGCGGCCUGCGCCCCCGCCGGACCUGGAGGAUCUGGUGGACGAGGUCGUGGGGGGCCCUGACCCCCGCUGGGCUCACCUGGACUGGCCGGCCCAGCAGAGAGCCUGGGAGGCCCAGCACGGGGACGGGCCGGCCCCCGCAGAGGACAUUCCCAAGGAGGAACCCACACCCCCGAGCCGCCCCAAGCACACCCUGAUGCCAGAGCUGGACUUCUGACCAGAUAGGGCCGAGGGGCGGCAAGCAGGAGGCCGCCCGUAUCCCGAGAUCCCUGCUGCCCCCUAGUGGCCAUGCCUCUGCACUAACAGCCCGUGCUGCGGCCUUGGCCCAGGGGCAGGGUUGGGGUGGGGGGCUGA
Odobenus rosmarus divergens (Pacific walrus) is the source of this 1712-nucleotide messenger RNA. It is a transcript of the gene PLIN5, whose product is annotated as perilipin 5. Gene Ontology annotation, cellular component: lipid droplet; cytosol. The transcript has 9 exons. The record is from RefSeq and is a predicted model, not a curated record. Bases 205 to 1575 code for a protein of 456 amino acids. Lineage: Eukaryota; Metazoa; Chordata; Mammalia; Carnivora; Odobenidae. Gene Ontology annotation, biological process: positive regulation of triglyceride storage; lipid storage.